Diversispora eburnea is the source of this 306-nucleotide messenger RNA. NCBI's taxonomy places the organism in Eukaryota, Fungi, Glomeromycota, Glomeromycetes, Diversisporales, Diversisporaceae. The record is from the annotation of a GenBank genome assembly.
AUGAAUUCUUUAAUUGCUAACAGUGGUAAUAUAAACAUUGAUAAUUUUAUCAAAGGAACACAUUCAAUAUCAUCUAUGAUUAGUAUGCGAGAACCAGUUUUACAAUGGGUUCCUUUUGAAGAGUUUAUAGAUGUAAAGAAAAUUGGGCAAGGUGGUUUCAGUCAAAUUUUUAAAGCUACCUGGAAAUUUGUUGAAGGCAUAAUCAUAAGUGAUAACGGUAAGGUCAAGCGGCCAAACUCAGAACAAGAAAUUGUUUUGAAAGUACUAAAUAACUCUCAGAAUGUGGAUACGGAAUUUUUAAAUGAG